GUGUGAACCUGUGCUCGUUUGUCGGUUGCAUCGAAGUUUUUUUCUACUUCUUUCCUUUCAGUGUGAAGUGGAUCUGCUCCACUGAGCUGACAAGCCAAUUAUCUUCGUGCAAAUUAGACUGGAUCGACCAGCCAGUGAUACGCGUCGGUGUUGAUUCCGCAAAAGUUAAGCUACGCGAGCGCGAUCGAUGACCGAUAGACUGGACGCCGCAGGAUCGUCGCAGAUUCCAGCUCUAGAAGAACGAAAUUUUACGCAACUGCCGCACACACGCGCAUGCUCGGCUGUUGUUGGCUGGUCCGCUCUACUCGGUCCGGACCGCGGCAUGGCAGAAUAAAAUUGGAUUAUUCAAUUUUAUCGCGACUGUAAAUUUGAAUUUACGAUCAACUUUUAUGGAUUAUUUUAUCAGGAUCAUUUAAUUUAGAGGAAGAAGUGAAAUGCGUCUGGCCAAUGUGAACCGACGGCUAAGAGUGAGGUGUUUUUUGUUGUUAUUACGUGUCUGAUGAAUGCUGGCGAGGAGAAGAUAUGAAAAAGGACCCGACCAGCCGGUGCAAAAGUGAUCCCUUGGGCGAAAAAUGAGGAUAAAAGUAAAGUAAAUUGAUAAGAGAGGCCGAUAAUGUAAAGUGAAAUUUAUUCGUUUUCUAAAGCGCUGAUAAGCCAGGGGCAAGGUGAAGAAACCGCUUCGAAAACAGCGAUCAUCGUGAUCAAAACAGAGCAGCUUGAAUCUCGCCCAGAAGCAAUCAGUGGAUAUCGCGAAAGACAGUGCAAAGCGAACAGAGAAACAAUUAUUUAAUCAGACAUGUCCAGAGCAUAUACUACGGUGUAUCUGAAAUUUGUAACCGAUUAAGCGACGGUAGAGGGAGUUUUCGGCUCUGUCGGUGCCGUCUGUUGUGUACGGAAAUUGUGAACUAGCGGGGCCACUGUGUCAGUGACCCGGGGCUUCAAAAUUGCCAACCUACGAAGAUGCGUUCCUCACCGGCCUUGCUGUCGGUCCUGUUUGGCACCAUUUUCGGUGUCCUCGGCGCGUCGCUGAGCAAAUCGUUGCUCUCGCAGGCUCCGGACGAGUGUCGAUGGUCCGGUUACAGUGAAGACGAUUUAACCCUCGUGUGUAGACUUAGAACUAUCAACAGUGAACUAGAGAAUACGAAUUUUAGUGUGCUACAUCCCGAAAACACGAUCCGGCUGCGGUUGCAGUGCAACGACGGCUUGUUUUUCCAGUCCAGUAUUAGCCCGGGAAGCUUCCGGCAGCUGUCCGAAUUGCGAUCGCUCACGAUCGAUUAUUGUAAAAUAGCAAAUCUAACCGAUGGUUCCUUUAGGGGUCUCAAGGAGUUGACUAAUCUGACUCUGCGGACACACAACACCGACUGGUCGUCGGUCAGCUUGGAGAUUGCCCCGCAUGUUUUCAACGCGGAAUUAUCGAAACUGGAACGGCUGGAUCUUAGUCAAAACAACAUGUGGUCCCUGCCGGACGGUAUGAUUUGUCCACUGACCAAGCUUCAAUAUCUUAAUUUGACACAGAACCGGAUUCGCGAUCUGUCGGUGUUUCACUUCAGUGCGUCACUCAGCACGCGAUUGUCGAAAAAGUGUGGAAGUUCAAUUUCGGUGCUUGAUAUUUCGCACAAUAGCAUCGAUAACCUACCACCGGCGAUUUUCUCCGGAUUGGGAAAACUGAACGAGCUUCGAUUGCAAAAUAACGGUCUUAACUUUAUUGCCGAUCGAGCACUGGAAGGGUUGCUGUCGCUUUCCAAACUUGACAUCUCCCUUAACCGGUUAACAAAUCUCCCACCGGAGUUAUUUUCCGAAGCGAAGCACAUUAAAGAAAUCUACCUUCAAAACAACAGCAUCAACGUUCUCGCACCUGGUAUCUUCAGUGAGCUACAGCAGUUGCUAGUUCUGGAUCUAUCCAACAACGAACUAACUUCUGAAUGGGUAAACCCAGCAACAUUUAAAGGUCUGUCGCGGCUUAUACUGCUGGAUCUAUCAAACAACAAAAUAACGAAACUGGAACCCUCCAUCUUUCGGGACAUGUUCAACCUGCAGAUCCUCCGGCUGCAGGACAAUUUUAUCGAAACCUUACUCGAAGGUACAUUCUCCGAAUUAGCAUCCCUGCACACACUCGUCAUCUCCAACAAUCGGCUCUCGAACAUCGAAUACUCCAGCUUCCAAGGCUUGACCAGACUAUCACUACUAUCGCUAGACUACAACCGAAUCUCACGCAUCGAUCGAUCUGCUUUCAAGAACCUAUCCACCUUACAGGACCUGCAUCUAAAUGGUAACAAACUGCUGCAUGUUCCAGACGCCCUGUAUGAUGUUCCACUGCUCCGAACGCUUGAUCUUGGCGAGAAUCAUAUCAGCAAUAUCGGCAACGCUAGCUUUAAAGACAUGGUUCAUAUGUACGGCUUACGACUUACCGAGAACAACAUUGAAGUAAUCAGGAAAGGAACAUUUGAUGCCAUGAAAUCACUGCACAUUCUGAAUCUCUCGAAGAACCGGCUGAAACGUGUCGAUCAAGCGUGCUUCGACAACAACACCAAUCUGCAAGCAAUCCGACUCGAUGGAAAUUAUUUGACCGACAUUACGGGGCUUUUCACCAAACUACCAAAUCUGGUGUGGCUCAAUAUUUCCGACAAUCAUCUGGAGCUGUUCGAUUAUGCACUCAUUCCGACCGGCUUGCAGUGGUUGGACAUUCAUGCGAACAAGAUCGCCGAAUUGGGCAACUAUUUCGAGAUCGAGAGCCAACUGGCGCUCAGUACGAUCGAUGCCAGCUCGAAUCAGCUGACUGAAAUCACCGGCAGUGCGAUCCCGAACAGCGUGGAGUUGCUGUAUUUGAACGAUAAUCUGAUAUCGAAGGUGCAAUCGUAUACGUUCUUCAAAAAGCCAAACCUAACUCGUGUUGAUUUGUUUGGCAAUAAAAUAACGACACUCGAUCCGAAUGCACUGCGAAUUUCCGCCGUUCCGGACGACAAACCACUGCCGGAGUUCUACAUCGGCGGCAAUCCGUACCAGUGCGAUUGUAAUUUGAACUGGCUGCAGAAAAACAACGUCGACUCACGAACGCAACCGAAGCUGAUGGAUUUGGACAGUAUCUACUGUAAGCUGCUGUACAACCGGGGAAGGACGUACGUCCCGUUAGUGGAGGCACUGCCCAAUCAAUUUCUGUGCAAGUACGAAACGCACUGCUUCGCGCUGUGUCAUUGUUGUGAUUUUUAUGCCUGCGAUUGCAAGAUGGAGUGCCCGGCGCGCUGUACAUGCUAUCACGACCAGAGCUGGACCUCGAAUGUGGUGGACUGCUCGCGGGCCGGCUACGAGGAAAAACUACCGGAUCAGAUUCCGAUGGACUCCACGCAGAUUUAUCUAGAUGGAAAUAACUUUCGGUCGCUGAGCAGUCAUGCCUUUCUGGGGCGGAAGAAGCUGAAGAUUUUGUUUCUGAAUAACAGUAAUGUGGAGGUUAUCAGCAAUAGGACGUUUUAUGGGCUGAAGGAAUUGGAAAUUUUGCAAUUGGAUCAUAAUCAGAUAUCGGAGCUGAAUGGGUUCGAGUUUAUUGGACUGGAUCGGUUAAAGGAACUGCUUUUGCAGUAUAAUAAAAUAUCGUCGAUCGCCAAUCAUAGCUUCGAUCAUUUGCAUAGUUUAAAGAUUCUCCGGUUGGAUCAUAAUCGAAUUGUUGAGUUUAAUAUGUGGCAUCUGCCAAAGCAGCUGACCGAUUUGCGACUGUCGGCUAACCCAUGGUCCUGCGAUUGUGAGUACGUGGAAAAGAUGCGCGAGUAUUUGAAAAUGUUCGAUUUCGUUAAAGAUAAGCUGAAGAUAAAGUGUGCGGUAACGAUCCUGCCGGGCAAUGAGACAGCACUGACGGUUGGUGGGUCAGUGAAUGGAUCGUCCCACCCUGCGGUCACCAGUCAACCAGGAACGGUUCCGAAAGGAGUCCCGUUGGAUUUGACUGCCGGCGAGUCACCGGCCGGUGGUUUCUUGAUUUAUUUGGACAACAGUACGACACUGUGCAGCGGCGCAGUGCCUCUCGAUAACAUCAUCAACGGAAACUUGACAUCGCGCAAGACGGUGUUAUCGCCACCACCGAUCGAAGGUUACAUCCCGUUGCUGGUGGCUGCCCUUUGUGGAUUCCUGGCAAUCAUCAUUCUGACGUUGCUUGUGUUUGUCUUCAGGCAAGAAAUGCGUGUUUGGUUUCAUUCGCGCUUUGGCGUUCGGUUAUUUUACCGGAAUACCGACAUGGAUAAGAACGAACGGGACAAGCUGUUUGAUGCUUUCGUGUCGUACAGUUCGAAAGAUGAGGCUUUCGUGGCCGAAGAGUUGGCCCCGAUGUUGGAAAAUGGUGAUCCUUCCUAUAAACUAUGCCUACACUAUCGGGAUUUUCCCGUAGGUGCCUACAUUGCCGACACGAUCGUCCAAGCGGUGGAAUCAUCCCGCAGGACCAUUAUGGUCCUGUCGGAAAACUUCAUCAAAUCCGAAUGGUGCCGGUUUGAGUUUAAAUCUGCCCAUCAUCAAGUGUUGCGAGAUCGCCGAAGAAGACUGAUUGUUAUCUUGUUGGGAGAAGUGCCCCAAAAGGACUUGGAUCCCGACAUACGGUUGUAUUUGAAAACCAACACCUAUCUGCAGUGGGGUGAUAAGCUGUUCUGGGAGAAGCUCCGAUUUGCGCUACCGGACGUUCCGAACAAUCAGCGAAUGCGGCAGCAACCUCCGAUAAGUAUGACCCACUCCAACAUCCGAAACAACUAUCAGCUUAGUCGAACACCAAAUAAUAGGAAUAACACCAACAACCAGUUGAUCAUGCUCCAGCAGCAGCAGCAGCAACAGCAACAACAGCAGCAGCAACCACCGCAACCCGAUCCGAGGGCUGCACUGCGGCAGCAGGAACAUUCGCCACUGCAUCAGCAACCACUUCCGUUGCCAGGACUGGCUCAACAACCGCAGCCACCGCAAUUGCUGCAACAUCAGCGGCAACAGGAGCCACCUCGGGGAGGAACCAACGCGUCACCGCGAACGGUGGGGAUCCACAUAUGACCCCAGCAGCAGCCUCCAGUGUGAUAAAAUCCUGCUAUUGUGUACAUAGAACGAAGCGAUGAACUCUUUAGCAAAAUUUAGAAAUUUUCCGGAUCGUAAAACAAAUGUGAUAUUUAACGAUUAAGUCAGUAAAUUAUAAUGCCGUACUUGAAGUGCCCGCGAGCGCAUGUAAAAAGUGACACCCUAUUUAGCCGCUAAGAUUAACCCCGCAUAAACAGAAAAACUAGGUGCAAUUGUUUUCUCGUUUGAAGUUCUUCAAGCUCGAACUGACUGAUAUUUUCCAACUGGAUCGAGAGCCCGGAAUGCCUGUGUGUGUUUCCGUUUGUGCUGUGAAUAAUUGUACUAGUGAUAGUGUUUCGACUUCCAACCUCGUCAACCAUGACAGUGCGGUAGCAAAAAGUAAGCAUUUUAAUACGGUAGGAAGAAGGAAAAGAAAUUUAAUAAAGUUCGAGUUAUACUCUGCAUGAAAGAAGAGCCAGCAUGAAAGAAACAUGUGUUAACACACAAAAGAAAUAUCCCUCUGGAAUGACAAACACAAAUCAAAUGCAAAUACAAGUGCUCCCCGUCUCAAACGCUCUCCGUCUGCAACUCGAUCGCUGCAUCACCGUAACCUAGUAAGCGUUAAAGUGCAACCGCAAGAGAGGAGGAAAAAAACCAGUGUUGAAAAAUAGUGCAGUUAGUCGCGUCUCGAGCGUUUCUUUUUUUUCCCGUCUUGGAAAUAAUUGUUACAUCGAUCGGCAGAAGAAGCCCCUUCCCAGCUGGGCCCGUAAUGACAGUGUCUCCUCGGUACCGUGUCGCUAAGCUCCUCCACCAAAGUGGAUAAAAAUAAAUGAAAAAUGUUGUCCGUUCGGGUUGUCGAGAGUGGACGACAGCGGAAAAGAUCUCCGAAGAAAAAAAAAACCGAAGCAACAGUGAACAGUGCAACUAGUAUUCGAUGCAAGAAGCGUAAAGGGCGAUAAAAAGAAAAAGCAAAAAGCCGAUAAAAAAGAAACCCCCGGUCGCAAUUUAAUAAUGAUAGUGACAUUCCCCGGAGUCGUUACGGUCUCGAUACGCGCCGCGUCCGCUACCUAGGAUUUGCGCGCGUUCAGCCACCCCAACGUCCAGUCCAGUCCAGCCCGCCGAUGCCAUCAUCGGCUUUCAAGUGCAGCUUUAUUACACGAUCAUCAGCAUAAUCAACGUUUAUUAUACAAUAUGUGUAUACGCGUAAGAUCGACCUGUGGUCUCUACAGAAGCAGCAGCCUGCGACAGUGUGUGACCACGAACGGUCAACAAUUACCGCGGCCAUUGCCGCCGCCGCUGCCGCUGCCGCCACCAACUACAGAGGUGUCCUGCUCCUGCCGGAAUCAACCAACGACAUCCCGGGAAUGUUAUACAACAGCACAGUGCUAUGCAGUUCGACUCGUCAAGAAUCGCCCGAGUCGGCCAGGUUCUGUGUACAGCACCAUCGUCAUCGAGUUCUUACCUGUCCGGUCUGUUCGAAGCCAGGUUUCUUCUUGUAUCGUUUUUUUUCUUUCAUUUUUGUGCACUUAUUACUGUUAUUAUUUAUAUAUGUGAGACCAUUCUUGGCCGGUAGAGGGCACGGUCUGGUAGGAUCGAGAAACAGAUACGGUUUUUUAAGGCUUUUUAUGAGGAAAAUAUGUACGAAAGGUAUUAAGGCAAAAACACGAACUCACACAUUGCACUGUUGCUUGGCUAGAGGGAAAUCUUUGCGGUUCAGGCGACCGACCGACCAACCGACCAACCGAGAAGUAUGAAAGGAAAGCUAUUUAGGAGACAAUAUUGAAAUUAUCAUCUUUCGCCUGUUUGCACCGACAUUCAUGGCGAUUUUUUUCUGCUCUUCUUGCACUGAUUGAGCUGCUUUCCGUUAGGUGCACGGUACGGUGUGAGUGCACCGCACCGAUCGACCGGGUCUAGCAGAAUGCCAUCUGUGGCCUUUUUCGGUGGCGAACUACCGAGGGCAACCUCGGUACGGCCGGAACGGCUUUCCGCUACGGCUUUCCACCGACCGGCACAAAAUUGCGCUUGCGCGCGUUAUCGCGCUGGGAGGGAUUCACCUUUUGGCAGAUGGGGCUUCUUGCCCCAAAGAGAAACCUUGCUAUUAUGCAAUUAGCGAUGUACGUUGAACUUGUUGCGGAAAUUGUUUGGCCAGUUGGUAAAGCUGGCGAUUAGUGUUUUCGUUUGAUACGCUGUGGGUAAUCUGAAGUUGAAAUAGUGUUUACGUUAUUAGCAUUGCGCGUAAAAAUAUAGUGGAUGCACAACAACAAUGAUUGCAAGAAAGCUUCAAUUUCUCCGCGGUAUAAAUAACAUCAACACUUGGCUACGAACCUGUUUACUUAUUUUAAUAUCAAAAAGAUGCUUUUUGUGUGGCUAUCUGCAGUUGUUCAUUCACGGAAUAAUUUGCUUCAGGCAGAUCAUUAUUCGAUUUGCAGCACCAAAUUUCAUUUUCUAAAAUUGAUUUCAUUUUCAGUACUGCAAACUUCACUGAAAUGGUCAUAGCUUUUUUUUUCAAUAUUUUUCAAUAUACCAGUAAGUGACAGAAAAGCGAUUGGCGAUCAUGUCAUCUCUCUCAGAGGUCAUAUGAACGGUUUCAGAUCGUGGGUCGGUUUCAAACUUAUAUUCGAAAGAAAAGGCAAAUAGACUGAAUUUAGAAACCUGCUGAAAAUAACCUCCCGUACCCUAUAUGAAAAUUGUGAACCUUGCUACAAAUAACCGGUUGUUUUAUUCAGUUAGUGCCAUUGCACACCUAAUGUUAUGAAUGUUUCCUGUAGCAUUUUUCCUCAGCUUUCCAUUGGUGGUGUUAAAAUGAAAAUCGGUUGGGGGGCACAUGAUGAAAACGGCGAUUUUUUGAUAAAAUCCAAUACGGCGACCAAAUCCAAGAUGGCCGCCAAAAAAUUUUGUAAUCCAUUGGAAAACCCUGUUCUUCUUCUUUACAGAACUGGGCCAUUUGUUAGUUCUUUCAUGGCAAAUUUAUGACAAAUCACAUGAUAUAGAUCUCAAGGUUUGCUUAAAAUUCACCUUUUUUGAACCUGUUAGGCCCCUUGGCGAACGAGGGGUCCACUAUUUCGAGGUAUCAAAAGUGUAAUUCUUAUUUUUUAACAAUUUUCAACCAAUUAAGUGCAAAAGUUCCAAUAUUUGAAGACCUCGUGUCAGUAGCGGCCCCGUUUCAGCGCGAAUUACUCAUUUUAUGAAAAUCAAGAAAAUUUGACUAGUCUUUAUAUUACGAAACAUUCCUUUAAAUCCAAUGCCCUUCUGGUAUGCAAAAUAACGAAACAUUAAAAAGAUAUAAAUUAAAAUCAAUUAUUCAUAUUUUUGUAGAUUCAAAUACAUAUGCAAUACAAAUACCAAUACAUACAUACAUGAAAUACCCACAAGCCUGCACCGACAAAAAUAGACACAACAUUAUCAAGGGAAUUGACAAAUAAACUUCAAUGUGCAAAUAUUGUUAAUUUUGUUACAUAUGCCAAACUUUCGGGUAGUAUCAAAAAAAUUUCUAUUCGAUUUAACGUGGAAGUAAAUGUGUCAUAAGAAAAACACGUUAAACAACCUUGUCAAUGUUUUUGCACUGCAAAUCGACCUAGUUCGCCAUUAGCUCAUAUUCAAUAACAAACCUUAUAAAAUUGAAGUGUAAGUAUCUAAAAAUAUUUCACUGUUUAAACGUAUAGCAUUGAAGCGUUUUUCUUGUGAAAUGCGUUUCGCAUGUCUUUUCACUUGACAUUGACGUGUCCCUCACCAGGGGUUGAUGUGAAUAUCAAAUCAUUUCAAAGUGUUUUGCCAUUAAACCAUGAUUCAUGUGUUUUUCCUUUGAAACUAUAGUAACUAUCCCCAGGAGGAAAUGUGUCAGGUUUCCACUUUGAUCGCACAAGUUUAAUCUUUGGGAAGAUAACCAUACGUCCCCUUUCCUUAAAUCAAUGGAGGUGCUUGGUAUUCGACGCUUUCCAAGUGAUUUCAAUGCGUGAAAUAACAGAAAACCAAGCUCAAACAUAACAUUUAUCCAUGUUAUUUUGUUUUUACCUACAAAGAAAAGGAUAUUUUCUUUAAAAUUAAGACUAAUCAAAGACAAACAAAUAGCCGUCUUCUUGCAGGUGAAAACAAAACAAAAUGCGUCUCCAUUGAAUUAAUACAAGUUUCUAAAAACUAUGUAGAGCAAUGCAUUGAUGGCCACCUCUCGGCAUUUCCUUAUUAGUUCCGUUUUAAAAGUAAUUAGGCAAUCUAAAAACAUAGUAACAUAGUUACAUAGUAAAAGCCUGUAUAAUUCUGAAAAAUACCGAACUGAUUUUUUCAAAAAUAGUCAUGCUGUCUAGGUUUUACCAGCAACUAAAAAUCAAAAGGAAUGUGCAGAGUGUUACGUAGCUUAGGGCAAAUAUUUCAGGGGGUGAUAGAGGAUCACAUUUGACGAAAAAAUCCUCAUACGUAUAUGGUCAACCCUCAAUCAAUCGCUCGGUCAAUCGCUACAGAGUUAUUAAACAUUUUUAAUUCUGGGAUCUGUUUUCCUUAAAUUAGUGCAAAAAGUAUGCUAACUAGCUCGAUUCUGUUGCUUUUAUCCUUUUGAGAAGCAGAAAGUUUUAAAAUAAAUGCUUUUAAAGGCGUUUUUAUCAAAUUUCCCCUGAAAAAGUGUGAUUAAAUUGAUUGCUUUUAUCUACCAAUUUGAAAAGCUGGAACCGUUGUAAAAUUCAUUUUUGUCGUGAAAUGCCUAUCUCUUUUAGUUUCGGCGCAAUUUAAUUUUGAACACGAUGUGUAGAGUGUAUUUCAAUCGAAUUUCAAACUGCACGAAUUCAUGCGUCACGCAUAGCAUACUAAAUCACCGCGUGCGACGGACACGGUCAUUAAAAUAGUUUUCAUUUGAUAACAGAAUUAUUCAAAUUGGUCAACCGACCCAGAAGUUAUAAAUUUAGAAAAGGUCUAAAGGCAAAAGCUCAGAAAAAGGCACUAUAAACGUUAAAAAAAUACUGGCCCAAAAUUUAAAAUUUGUUCAAAAUUUUGAAUCUCGUUGUAUCCUUACUUUAUCAAAUUGCCAUAGAGUACGUGAAGUAAUUCCAUGAAAAGUACUGUCGAAAUUUGAAAAUAUUCCAAUUUGGUUUACUCGUUGAAAAAUCAUAAUCUUGAAUUCUGAUUGCAGAAACAUAUAAAAUAUUUAUUUUUUCACGUUCAUCAUUAUUUGAGGACCAAAGAGGCUUUCAUUUUUUUGAAUGUUUUCCACAAAGCUGAAAAUUUUUACCUUAUAUUAUUUGGUUGUUGAUAAUAUGGUUUUCGACAUAAAAUUGAAUAAAGUGACAAGCGUCAUUUGACAAGAGUCAAAUUUCAUGACUUUUUAACAGUUUUGAAUCCUCGAAGAUUUUCAAAUCUUCUUUCAAGAUUACAGACAAUGUUAGUUCCAAAAACACCCUUUAGUUGGGGUUGGAAAUUGUUAGAGAUAACCAGAUUUUCGUUGUUUUCCUAAAAUGCACAUGUGGGGUUUCUCAAUUAAACGAUUAAAUCUUUGUGCUGGUGUUUUGUGGUGCUGGUGUGGUGUUUUGUGCUUUGCAGAUGAAAACAGAACACAAUGCGCCUCCAUAGCAUUCUUAACAUCGUGCAUAUUUUAAAAAACAUAUAUUUCAAAAACAAAACAGUCUUUAGUUUUUUACAAUUUUUGAGGUUAGUGAUUUCAAAUUAGCCUGCAAUAUAUCUUUUACUUCAGAGCACUCAAUAAUACCUAAACUUAUUGACCAGUUAAAUGGAGACUUGUUUACGAGUUACCAGUUACUAGGAGAGAACCUUCAUUGAAAUUUUGAAUGAAUUUUCUUAAAGAUUCUUAAAAUAUGAAGAAUGUUUGAUUUAUCCUACACGCUUCAUCUUCAGUUAUCAACAUGUCAAUGUUCCAUGUGUUGGUCUCGAACAGCAUUCUUAUUAUUACGCAAAGCGAAGAAGAUACAUGAACCGUGAUUCAUCCAGUCAUCAGUUCAAGACCUAUACGCUCAAACACUCACUAAAAUACCUUUUACAAGAAUAUUCUCUUUUCCUGUGUUCAUACCUUUUAAAAAUAAUUACUUAUGGUAAUUGUUUCGACAAGACUAAUCAGUAAACUAAUUCAAAGGUUGUUAUUCUGCCUGCAGGUGUCAGUCGGGGCGCACUGGCUGGAGGCACUCGGAACAGUUACUUUAAAAAUCAUGAAAUAUACCAAAAUUAUACCAAUCCGUAACAUUUUUCAACUGCGCAAAUUGCCCUCCUCGGAAAACCGUUCACCGGAGAGACAAACGUACGUCAUUUGCUAGAGUUUGUCAGACCUUCGCCCUUCCACCUGUGACCGCCCGCCAGCAUUUGAAAUGCACGGUCCAGCAGGGGACCGCGCGAAAAAGCCGAUUUAAUAUGUAACAAUUCUCAUUUCGCAUCUUUUUACGGUGUUUUACCUCUCCUCAUUAUGCUUCGUGCGAUCUUUCUGCCGGGUACUGUAUACCACUCACACCAACUCGAGUGGCGAGAAACAAAACAUGAAACACCACUACAUGAAGAAGAAUCUCGAGAGAGAGAGAGAGAGAGAAAGAAAAAAACUCGUCAUUCCAGACAAAGUGGAGUUCCGCGACCCAAAGCAACUUCAGCACCAGCUGGCGCACCGUGUGUGUAGAGUGGCUCACAGCGGAAUGCAUGUGUGCGUGAGUGUGGUGUAAAUAUUUUUAUGUCUUCUCGCAAAACAACAAGAAGCGGUCGCCGCACCGUGAUCGCAACGCUUGUAUGCGAAAGAUCCGAGUCGAGCCAAAAUCGCAUGCCAAGUCUUGCAGCUAACAAGCGACGAACCUCGUUAAAGUUUUGAGGUGAGAAACAAAAAAUUAUCUCAUUGGUCGAGUUUCGACAAUUUAUGAGGGUAAUAAAAUUUUACCAUUCUGGCUGUCGACCCCUGCGCUCGAUUCUUUCCGUACGGAUGAGUUGUGCCUAAAAUGACUUUUUCAUGUAAUGGACUGUCACGCUGAAAGUGAGACCCGUAUUGUAUGCAAAAAAGAGAUUCGCAAGCACAAUGGCGAGGCGCGUGCGAGAUUGAUCUCAAUUCGUCAUGGCUUUACUUACAUUUUCACGCCAACUGCUUAUUCGCUCGGAUGCGAGCAAUUAUCCGCGCCUUAUCGUAUGCUGUGCGCCUAGAGAACGCCCUGGCCCCAGCAAUUUUUUGGGUGCUCGGUGAAAGCAAAUCAGCGAAACACUCGAUGAAGAAGCAUGACUAAAAAUAAUAACAUACACAUGCACAUCGCUCUGCAAUGCAAAGUGGAUGCUAAUGCUCUUCGAAUCACGAUAGUAGAUAAUCCAGCUCGGUUGAAGCGAAUGGGGCUGGAUUCGAAGCCGAAAGGGAAGGUGUAAAUCCGUGUUAAUCGCUGCUUAGUGCUGAUACUGAGCAUUGAUCGUGCACGGGAAGCUUUUUCCCGGUACUGACAGACUUACUGACUUUCGGAUCUUGAACACAUGUGCUUAUGAUUUAUUGAUUACUAUAAUUUUACUCUUCCGCUGCCGCCGUCUCCGGUUCACUCCGCUGAGAAUGGUGACCCCGGUUUAGCGUGUUUCGAUCCGUGAUCAUGGGUAGGUACAACCGUCGCCUAGCCGGUUGGUGCGUAUCACAUUUCUUUAGUUUUUCUUUUUAACUUUCGAAGUUCGUUGCUUUCUGUGGUUGCUUUCCGCCAACAGAACAGACUACGAUAUCAAGACUCGCUGCUAUAAUUAUCGCCUUAACGCUUGUCAAGUGACAGAUUCGUAGUCGCCGUCGUCGUCGUCGUCGCCAUUCUCUGUAGCAGCGCAGCGAGUCCAAUGUACAUUUCCGCGGUGCCGCGUGAUGAUGGAAUCGCGUAAAUUUGAUGUUAUUAGCAUGGGUUUUGUGAUAGUGGGUUAUCUGAUACAUGAGUCAACUUCUUCAACCGACUCUAAACUAACCCGACGGCAGUCAAGUCAGAUUGAUGGAGUUUGACGUUAAAAGCGACGUGGGUGAUUAAUGGAUACCCAAUAUCAGUGGGUGACUUUUCGACUAUUUUUUGACCAAUUUAUUGAAUGUAUUAAAUUUUUAUGCAUCUUUUUUAAGUAUUUCUUAAAUAAAAUCAUUCGAUUUUUCUUCCAUUCAUACUCAGUGUUUACUACCGAAAUUUUGAGCCUUGCCUCUGUCAUAGCUCCCUUCCGGCUGUUUGGCAGUGUGAAAGUGAAAAGCAACGCCACGUUUUUUUGGCGGCGUAAUGCAGCUCAACCUCAAAACACUUGCCACCAGAGGUUCGCACCCAUUUCGAGUGCCAUUUGGUGUGGGGAAAGAGUAAGCCGACGCAGGAAAACAAGCAAUAAAGCAGCUGUCAUUUUCGAUGGCCUUUAUUGCCUCAUUUCCCAGCAUGCAGCAGGCAGCACCCCGGUCGAUGUUGACCUCAAAACAGUGCAAGCAAUCCGACCUCUUGCCCUUGCAGGUCUAUUCGUUGUCAUUUGUUUCGUUCAACUGAUAGUUUUCUCUUUGGUAUUGCCUUUUCACCAUUUUACCCGUGCGGCAUAAACCGCAAACCACCUUUCGGUCGGUCCUGGACUCUUCUUUCGAAAGAUGCGCUUUGUCCGGCCUGGUAACGCAAACCGCUAGAUACGAGAAACAAAAGGCAAAAGCUCCUGGUUUCGGUCGCUUCCAAAAACGGAAGUGAACGCUAAUGAGUUUCGACGAUCGGCACAUUUGGUGCGCCGUUGGAGCGCUCUUCACAGCGGUGGUCACCGCAAAUUCGUGUUCGAAAAUUGCGGAUAAUUUGGUGGCUAACGUCACAGCCAUCAUAAUCGAAAGCACUUAUCGGAUAAGAUAUAGGCGAUCCGGUCGAUGCGUCAUGACCCUUGAUGGUGGUCCGAAAGGAAAGCGGUAUCGCAAUUUAGCGGUCCACUUUGAGGUGCGAAUUGGGCGGCUAUGAAUGGUUUGUUUUUUUUUUUGUCUGGGCUCUUUCCUCGAUUAGGAAAAAUUUUAUGACGCCGACGGGAAGUGAAUUAUCACACGGGAGAUGCUAAUGGAAGUGAUGUAAGAUCGUGUUUGUUUAUGUCGAAAAAACGAAUCCAUAAAUGGGUGCAGCAUACAAUUCAAUGCAUGAUUUGGGAAGCGAAAUAGUUGGAAUUCCUAGUUGUUUUAUUUGUCGGCGUUGUAUGAUAGAGGUUAUAGGAUUAGGCAAUAAACGUUCACACGCAGCCCUCACUGUAUUACUAAUGAACAACAAUUAGUUAGUUUUUGUUGUGUCAACAUCUGGGGGGCUAAUUGUACCUACUAAGCGUAGAAAAUUAACACGCUUGAUAGCGGAAAAAAUAUCCCGCUUAAAACCAUGUGGUCAAUGAUCUGCACCUCCUACCAGCAUUCGUUAGCACAUUUUACCGUUGAAUUUGCCAAUUUAAACUAAUUAGUGGCUGCAGUCAGUAAAAUGUAUAAAACUUCGAAACAAAGCAUACCGGACCACGAUGAUCCACGAUGGUUAAAUUUGCAUACAAAGUAGGACGCUGAAGCAAAUCUGGUUUUCGCUCCGGAUUGCUUGGUGAAUGGUACCUUCAAAAAGACCAUUUCCAGAACCGAUUAGGACAUGGGGAAUUUGUUAUCAUUAGUGAAGGUUGGGACUGUUUAAGCUGAACCAUUUAAGCUCUAUUUAGGGUAUAACGGAGGCCAUCAUUUGAGCGAAAUAUUCGCUGCUAAGUUUACAUGGACCUAAACGAUUAGCCCGAGAUUCAUCAGAUUGAUUGCUAGAAAUCUAAAGAAAAAUAAGAUUAGAUUAGUAUUGUCAUUUCUGACCUUAAUUCAAGACAAUCAUCCGCUAUUUUUUGAAAGGGUUUUUUAUUGCUUGAGCCUAUGAUAGCUCUAUGAUUUUCCGUUUUUUUAAGUAAAAACAUGUUUCUAACACAGGGGAAGCAAAUAAAUAAGCAAAUGUUUUUCAAAGGUUGAUUUUGCUUCUUUCGAAACCUGAGUAUGCCUGUUUAGAACAGUAAGGGUAAGUUUAUUAUCGAAGACUUUUUUUGUAAUUUAGACUACGUAAUAUUAAAACAAAAUCUAACGUGAAAAGUCAUAUUUUACUUUUAUAUUUUGAUUAUAUCGUUACUAACAAUAUUUGUAAAAUGAUGACCGUGGACCAAAGUUAACGAUCAUUCCAGUAAUUUUCGAUAAUAACAUAUCAAUGAAAAUUAAACGUUAAUAAAUGUUAGUCAAAUGUGUCAUUGUUUCCCUAUUGUAGCAUAGUGUGGUGAAUGACCAAAUGGUUAAAACCACAUUAAAAUAAAAAAAGAAUUGUAGCACAGACGCUAUAGAAACACAUUACUAUAUAUUUUUUGUCUUUUUUAUUUCUUGACAUGACUUUAUACGCGGUCAUGACAUAAACUCUUUUUUGGAAAGGGAGUAUGGAAAAAUACCCAGCUAGCACCAACUCGUAUAUCAAUGUACGAAAACUAUCGUAAAUAUCCCCUAACAAACUCGAAAUCGUAACUAAACCUGGACAAAGUGGGAUCAAGUUGAUUUUUUGUCGUAUAUAAUGAUAAUGACUGACAUACAUACGAUUUUCAGCACAGAAUCGUAGAGUAGUACGGAGCGACUCGCGCUUAAUCGGAUAUUAUCGUAUAUAAAUACUUAUAUAGUCGUAACGCUCAAAAUUACUCGUAAUCACGUAUAUCGCCUCCAAAAUAAUACGGGCGCAUGUAAUACGAUUUAUUUAGCAUGUAUAUCUGUACGUAAUGCUGAUUUUUACCUUUUUUAUACACAUGAAAAUGCUAGCUGGGUAGUCAAUAGUGUGCGAGCAGCAACACUUGAAAGGUAUUGAGACAGCAGAAAUAGCUUUGCCAUAAAAUAUUCAAGGUCCAUUUUCCUGGAAACUGAAGUUUGUUAACCUACAUCAUGUGAUGUAGUUAUUUUUUAAUAUAUUUAAAAAACAGCGUUAAAUGCAUCUAAUAAUUCACCGCCUAUUUCUACCGCCCUGCCCGAGCAGAUAACUGUUUAUCUUCUCUGCGGCAAAAAGAAAGAUCUCUCACACAAAACCAAUACUGCCGCUGAGCAAAUGUGCGGUGCGUGUGUGGAAGGAUAAAAUUGGAUAAAUAAAGAGCAAUAAAAAGGGAUGUUAGUUUACAUAAUAAAAUGGUGCGGUGGUGUAGAGGUAUUACACUACGACCGGCGAGAGACGUGGGUUCGAUUCUAACCUGUUAUUGAAUAACUCGAUAUAUGUUUGGCCUACAUAUCGAAAUUUUCCAGUUCAUCCAAUUAAUUAUUUCUCGUGUCAAACACUUACUCUUAUCCAAACUCAAAUAUAUUUUAUAUUUUUUACACGCAAAAGUACUUAUUAUCGAAAACUAUUAACAUAUAAGUAUUAUAAGUAUAUUGUGCCCUUUAUUCGCAUUCUAAAAGCAUUUAAACAUAUUUUUGAACAAAAAUGUUACAAGCCAGUUGCUCUAACCGAUAUAUGACUAAUUUCAGUCGUGGAAAGGUUGCUGCAACUAGAAGUACGCAAAGUAUAUUGUUUGGAAAGAUAGGGAUCUCAAACAAAAGGACCUCAUCUAUUUCGAGACAAAGCUCAAAAAUUCGUGUCUACGUCACCAAGAAAGGUAUUGAUUCAUCAGUUUACUGUCUCUCUAAUUGAGUGUUCAGAGCCCAGUCAGCACCAACUCGUAUAUCAUUGUACGAAAAUUAUCGUAAAUAUAUCUUAACAAAUUCGGAAUCGUAAAUAAAACCUAAUAAAGUUCGCACAAGUUGACAUUCCAUAGCUGACCAACAUACGAUUUUCAGCAUAUAGUCGUAUAGCUGUAUGAGGAUGGUCGCGCUUAAUCGGAUCUUAUCGUACAGAAAUGCGUAUAUAAGUAUAUCGUUUAAAAUUAUCCCUCAGUACGUAUAUCGCGUCCAAAAGGGUAUGUAUAAGCCGAUUUUACGCAUCGAAUACGAUUUUGUUGGAUACAUAUCGGCACGUAAUUUUCAUU
Sabethes cyaneus is the source of this 16899-nucleotide messenger RNA. RefSeq names its product toll-like receptor Tollo (gene Tollo). Gene Ontology annotation, cellular component: cell surface; extracellular matrix. The transcript has a single exon. The coding region runs from base 961 to 5010 and encodes 1349 amino acids. The record is from RefSeq and is a predicted model, not a curated record. Gene Ontology annotation, molecular function: protein binding. Lineage: Eukaryota; Metazoa; Arthropoda; Insecta; Diptera; Culicidae. Gene Ontology annotation, biological process: signal transduction.